Messenger RNA from Symbiodinium necroappetens, 978 nucleotides. The record is from the annotation of a GenBank genome assembly. NCBI's taxonomy places the organism in Eukaryota, Dinophyceae, Suessiales, Symbiodiniaceae.
GAAUUGCAGCUGGAUCUGCUGGGCCUUUGGGCAAACGUCAAUGGGAGAGGGAACAGCAACGUUGCUCACAUCCAUCCUGGGUUGCUUUCCGGCGUCCUGUAUCUACAGGCCGGAGCUGAUCAAGGUGCGACGUUGUGCUUUACAGAUCCGCGCGGUGCCGCUGCAGGAGAGGAGGGUCGGCUGGAUGGCGAUCAUAUCGCAAACGAUUGCAAUGCUUUGGAAGCCUUUGCUGGCCUUGUUGGACUCCAGGGCCUGCGUGCCGGAGAACUUUUGAUUUUUCCUUCCUGGUUGCAGCACCAUGUGCCACCGCACGUGGGCACAGAGCCCCGCAUCAGUCUUUCCUUCAACCUCAAAGCCCGCAUUGUCGGCGAGAAGAGCGAUCUACAGUAUCUACAAUUUCGGAGCAGCGAGGGAGAGCUGCCUCCGAGGAUCGCGGGUUUGGAAUUCAUGCGCAUGGUACAUCUUUUCCCAAACAAUCUAUCGCAGCACGUCGAGGAGAAGAGUUGCUCGAACUUGCCAGCCAGACAGGCUCACACGGAAGGACCGCGUCGUGAACGACCACCAGCCGAAGUGGCAUCCUGGAUCAGAUCUUCCGGACUCGCAGCUCGAUGGAUCUGUGCCACGCGUGCAGCAGCACCGACGAGCAGGCCUCCGCUUACUGACGCUCACGGCUCUGUCUCCCUUCUGACUCUUCCGUCAGGCUUUGUGCAAGCUGCUCGAACUCGGCGGUCAGUCCUGUCUCCCGCAACGGCUGUAACUGGGAUUCACGUGCUGCAAGGUCGCCUGGUCUUGUGGCUGUUCGAUCCGAGGCUGCCGGUGGAAGUUGUGGCGGCUUCCGAUCCUGUGGCUCGCCGCCUAUUCGGUCAGAAGGUCGCGCUUGAUAUGCGCGAGGGUUCUGUGGCAGCCUUUCCGGCUGUCGUGUUCUCAUCUAUGGAGGCUGAGGAGACCUCCCUUGCCCUGUCCUUCGUCUUAGAGUGA